Messenger RNA from Actinia tenebrosa (Australian red waratah sea anemone), 3390 nucleotides. RefSeq names its product orexin receptor type 2-like. NCBI's taxonomy places the organism in Eukaryota, Metazoa, Cnidaria, Anthozoa, Actiniaria, Actiniidae. Gene Ontology annotation, molecular function: G protein-coupled receptor activity; peptide binding. The record is from RefSeq and is a predicted model, not a curated record. Gene Ontology annotation, biological process: cellular response to hormone stimulus; G protein-coupled receptor signaling pathway. Gene Ontology annotation, cellular component: plasma membrane.
UUGCUGCAAAUUAAAAAACAUUGCUUACUAGAGAUCUAAAGAGUGUGAAAGAGAAAGUUGAGCGUUUUCUUUAUUGUGCGGAUAUGUAGACAAUGGAACGGUACUGAAACAUUUCACAUAUAUUUUACGACACACCGUAACACUUAUCGCAGUUCCUCCGUUCUCUUCUCCAACAAGGUAAACGCUGUUUUACGACAAAAUGCAGUCCAUGCGUUAGUCUUUGGGCCUUCCCCUUAGAUGUUAUGAGACAUUUUUUAUCUUCAAAGGCAAAGAAAAGUAGACGCUUUUGAAAAGGAGCAAUUAGCCGUCAUUCAGUAGCUGGUUUUUCAUUUUUUUAAGGACACAUAACAUACCACAUAAAACAUAACAUAACACAUAACAUAACAUGCAUAGGAGUUACAAAUGCUGAAGAGGCGAUCACAGUAUUGAAAAUAGGCCGAUAGGCGAAAUAGACAGUUGAAGGUAUUGUAAAAGUAGAAAGGAAAAGAACGACGAGCGACGAGCGGCAAAAAAAGAAAAGGCGGCUUAGAAUUUGGUCUGAAAAGGCUCAUUUGGCCAAUAAAACAAAAGAAAAAACAGUGAAAAAGAAAAAAAGAAGAAAGACUGAAUUCAUAAAUGAUUAAUUAGAAAAUGAACCAAUGGUGCUAACAUCAAUUCUUUAUCUAUAAAGAUAAUUUGCAGGUGGCCCUCGCCGAUGAAUAAAUGAAUGAAUGACUAUCGAAAUGAAUAAAUGAACUUCUUAAACCCCCUGAAGGGAUAGAGGGCAAUCGGCACAAUUAAAGCUAAUAAUUUCUCCACUAUGCAAAUCUCUUAUAUCACAUUAAUUUUCCAAUUUAUUUGUUAUAAAGGUCGUUUUGCUCAUGUAGUACCGAAUUCUGGGUAGCACUCGUACAACUGGAAUAUCGAAGAAUAAUCUGAAACACACGAAGAGUCUUUGAAUUAAGCAAACCAUGGUUGAAAGUAGAUACCAUCAACUUUUAAAUGAUAUCCUGCUACAGUUUUUACAUUUCAUUGAAGUCAAAUAACUUAAUUGGAUAUCGAGCCUCCAAAGCAAAGCAAAGUGGGGUCAAAAACAUUCCUAGAACGUCAUUUGAAUGGAGUGUAGCAGGAAACUGAAAUAAGAAGUAUCGAUAAUGGUGGACAUUAGGGAUAUUGCUUUGAAUAGCACCGCGAACUCAACAAAUGGCACUGAAUGCUUUCCCUAUCGCAAUAGCCCCUCGGAAGUUGAAGAGCCAAAAGCAUCCGAGAAUUUUCGAACAGUGUUUAUGGCCUUUAUAAUAUUCUUUUCAAUAGUGGGCAAUGCUUUGGUAUUAAGAGGAGCCAUUUCUCGAAGGAACAAGCCAUUUGUUUACUAUCUGGUGAUAAAUCUAUCUAUAGCAGAAAUCAGUAUUGGCGUUCUGCGGCCAUUUGACAUGGUCGUCGAAAGAACACCUUUUAAAUGGGUGUUUGGUGAUUUAUUGUGCCAGCUCGUCAAGCCUUUGUCAUUAUGUGCUGCAAUGGUUGUCACGUUUACUCUAGCAGCCAUCGCAGUGUUCCGAGCCAUAAUGAUGCUUCAGCCAAAGAGGAAUCGCCCUACUAAACGAUUUGCUUUCAAAAUUAUGGCCUUUUCCUGGAUUUGGGGAGCUUGCUUGCUCACGCCCAUCGGGUUGAACCAAAAAUUGUAUGUAUAUCCGGAUCCGUGUGCUCCGGUUGUCCUUAAAAUCUGUAGCAUUGUUGAGGAUAUGCCCGUUUACGAUGUUGUGUAUUAUAUUGCAUUUUUUUUCGCGCCAUUUGCGUUGAUGUUGGCGUCUUAUAGCAUAGUGAUAUACAGGAUAAAACAGCACAUUCGUUCCGAGGAAACUAGUAGUCGAGAAGAAUCCAUUGAUAUGACCAGUGUCACUUGCACGAGAGCAAGCUCUUUGGAAAGCGAAACCAGACCUGCACAGUUCCUCGCGACAAAGCCGCCUCAAUCCUCUCCAUACAACCAAGCCUCGCAACUCAAAGACCUCAAACAAAGGCCUAGAAUAAUGCCCAAAAACAGAGAUAGCCAAAAAAGCAAGAUGUUAAAGUUUGAAAAAGAUGUCCUGAACAUUCUUUACAUCCUCAUUCUUGUUUUCUUUAUCUGUUAUCUUCCGUGGACAAUCAUGUAUAUUUUGUUGCAAAUAGCGAGGGUACCAAGUGCUAUAAAUUGGCCCUAUAAAAUAAUAUUCGACUGGUAUAUGACCUUGCUCCAUAGCCUACCUAGUGCCCUUCACCCCAUUUGUUAUGGAGCCGCGAGUAAAGUUAUAAAUAUAAACUUCAGAUUCCCAUGCAAAAGGUCAUGUGAGAAUUGAGAUGUGACUGAAUGAGGUGCAAGGUAUAAUACGCAUGUAAUGGAAAAUACAUCAUCAUGAACAACAACAACAACAAAAAGACAAAUGACAAAAAAAUAAAGUAAUAAAAACGGCACACCAUAGCGACCGACCAACGAUCAGAAGUUUUCAGUACAAUUCAAAAAGAUGUUUGAAAAACAAACGAGUGCAAAUUAUCCUAAAUUGAAGAAAAAUCGUGUUAUUACUUAGUAAUAGUGAAGUUGAUGAAUGGAUGACCAGAAACAAGUUAGAAUUGAAUGCUGAUAAGACCGAGAUUCUUGUCGUGUCGGCUGCUCAUCGUCCUAGACCACGUAAUAAUUUUCUUACGUUUUCUGACUAUGAUAUCUAGUCUCCGUCUUCAAUUGUUCUUGACAUUGGAGUUAUUGAUGAGAAAUUGUCUAUGAAAAACCAUAUCACCUCUAUUUGCAAGUCAUGCUUCUUUCAUAUUAAAAAUAUAGGGAAAAUUCGUAAAUAUAUCAGUGUUGAAGUAUGCGAAACUCUUGUCCAUGCCCUUAUAUCUUCCAGACUUGAUUUUUGCAAUUCUUUGUUGUAUGGUUUGCCUAAAUCUUUACUACAAAAACUUCAGCAUGUUCAAAAUGCAGCUGCACGACUUGUGUCUUAUGGACACAAACAUGAUCAUAUCACUCCAGUUCUUUUUCGCUUGCACUGGUUGCCUGUUGAGCAGCGCAUUGAAUUUAAAAUACUGUUGUUAACCUUCAAGGCUCUAAAUAAUGCUGCUCCUUUCUAUCUUCGUGAACUUGUUAAGCCAUAUGUCCCAGCUCGCUCCCUAAGAUCAGCAUCAUCAAAUCUUUUAACCAAAGGUUCCUUCAGCCUUAAAACAUAUGGGAAAAGAGCUUUCUCGAAUGCUUCUCCUGAGAUAUGGAACAGACUCCCGCAAAUAUUAGGUCUUCUGUAUCAAUUACCAGUUUCAAGCGGGAGCUUAAAACCUGGCUAUUUAAACAAACGUACAAUUUAUCUUAGCCAGUAAUUAAUCUAAUGAUGUUAUCAUUUUAAAUUUUUAUAAUAUAUAAAUGGAAUUCUUAUGAAAUCGGAUUCUUAA